Molecule: messenger RNA, 357 nt
Organism: Acaulospora colombiana
Lineage: Eukaryota; Fungi; Glomeromycota; Glomeromycetes; Diversisporales; Acaulosporaceae
Source: the annotation of a GenBank genome assembly
AUGCAACAUGUAAUAUCCCGAUGCCGACAUCGUGAAUAUCCCGUGACAGCCUCGAGCAUAAGUCAAAUUGGAAUACUGGUUGGGGAGGAAGGGGUGGUUCAAGUGGGAAUACCAAAUUUUGCUUUAAUGAGUUUUCCUGAUGUCAUUGACCAGUUCGCCGGCGACAGACAAGUCGAAGUCAAAGCCUCCGAGAAGCAUCCCAGGAUUCUAAUUGAAAACUGUAACACCCACAAGGAAACCGGUAGAUCUGUCAAAAUUAUUAUGGAGUAUGCUCUUCUAGUAAUUAAUAUUCUAACAACCUUUUUCCCAACCGCAGCCUACAAACUUGAAAACAUCGAAAGAGUUAUCGAAGCCUAA